AUGGAUAUCGAAGAUUUUGAUUCGGACUUUGUCUUCAAUGGAGAUCCAGCAAUCCAGUUAUUCCCAUUAAUCUCCGGACAUGAUCAUGCCGACCGUGCCUCCACCUUUAACUCCUCUGUUUUCUCUGACGUUGGAACUCCGGCCACUGCAACACCGAUGUUCAACUCUGUUUUCUCUGACGCGGGCAUGUUAGCUCCGUCACUUCUCAGUUACUACUACAGCAGCAACGACCUGUUAACUUCAAUGCCUCCUCCUCUGAGCACGACGACAUCAAACUUCACUAACUUAUUGCACGAAGAUGGUGAUAAUUACUACUAUUACACCCCUCCCGCCUCUGAACAACUCGGUCUUGGCAACUCUUUCGUCGUGGCCCCUCAACUCAGUUCACCUCACGAUUCAGCUCAACCUUAUGACUUCUUCUCUUCCAUCCCGUCGCAGCCAGUGGAGUCAACCCAGCCGCAUGACCUUUUCUCUUCGGUGAAUGACUCACAGACUCUGGAGUCGGUUCUUGGAAAGUUCAAUGCUGUUACAAAGAAACCGAAACGGUUGGGCCAGAUGAAGAAACCCAAGCGGUCUGCUUUUGACUAUGGUACUGGGUCGACUUCUUCGUCAGCAUCGGUUCUAGCGAAACAGAGAAUCGCUGAGAGGGUGAAAUGUUUAAGAAAGGUGAUGCCUUGGAUUACUACAAAGAUGGACACUGCGACCGUACUUGAAGAGGCCUGUAGGUACAUCAUGAACUUGCAAGAACAGAUUAUAGCUUUAGUACAGUCGAGGCCUGCCACUUCUUUCGAUCAUUAUAAUAACUUCGUUCAUGGUGCUAAUGAUGGGGGUGGUGGUUAUGGGGAGGGUGUGGUCAGUAGGGAGCAGAUUAUGGAGAUGGUUCUGAAGGCAAAUGUGGAUCAAAACUUUGUGGGUUUUUGA
Populus euphratica (Euphrates poplar) is the source of this 921-nucleotide messenger RNA. Its product is annotated as transcription factor HEC3-like. Gene Ontology annotation, biological process: regulation of DNA-templated transcription. The transcript has a single exon. Gene Ontology annotation, molecular function: DNA-binding transcription factor activity; protein dimerization activity. NCBI's taxonomy places the organism in Eukaryota, Viridiplantae, Streptophyta, Magnoliopsida, Malpighiales, Salicaceae. The coding region runs from base 1 to 921 and encodes 306 amino acids. The record is from RefSeq and is a predicted model, not a curated record.